AUGAAUUCGUCCUCCAUUCCUUCCUCCGCCGCUACUGGAUCCUCCUCCUCUCUCCUCUUCCCUGCUACCAUCCCCCAGAUCGACUACGCGGCGCCGGCAGCACGAUCCUCCUCGCACAAUCGAGAUUAUCCCCUCUUCGGCGGCUAUACGCGGCGGUCGUGCCAUUGCAUCCAGCUCGACACCAAGAACCUAGCUUCCCCGACCAGAUCCCGGCAGCGAUCCAGCACAAUGCCCGCGAGUAGCGCGUGGCGAUCGCGCUUGCCAUCGAGCCAAGCGUCCGGAUCACCCCCGCCAACGUGGACGUGGAGCUCCGGAUCAAGACCCUAUCCGUGGGCGUGUUCUCGGAGGACUUGCUCAAGAACGAGGCAGCGCUGGGCUUCUACCCUUACCGGAUUAGAUUCUCGAUCGAGCCCCAGCUGCGCGAUCGCAGCGCCGUCGCGAUCCCGCUCUACACGCCCAGGAUCGGAGCUAGCGACAGCGGCGGGACAAGUUGGCGCGCGGCCCGUGUCGAUCAGUGGGAUGGAAUGCCAAGAAUCGACAGAGAGGGGGAUGAUCAGUGCCGGCGUGGAGGAGUCCGGGAACACGGCAGUGUUUGAGUGGAGGCUUUUGCGAUGGAGCCACAAUGCCGCGACAUAUAACGCGCACAAGCCACACCCUGGAUUGAGCUUGCCUACCAAGUCUCUCAAGGCACCAUUUCCACAGGAAUCAAAGUGGAAAGCUUCCCCGACGUCAUGUGGGAUCUCCACCCGAGAUCAAAGUUUCCGCUCCAAUUCAAGUUCCAGUUGGAGGUGGGGAUGCAUCUGCUGUGGUUUGUGGGCACGAACCGGUUGUUCCGAGUGGCCGAGUGGAGCAGCCAGGGAUUCGAGUUUCGUCACGAGCUUCUAGUUAGCGAUGGUGUGAUCUCCACCGUCACCUGAAAGUAUAUUCCGUUGGAGAUGGUUUCACUUCGUGUUCAUUGAAUCCCCAAGCCAUUUCCAAUGCACUGUUGAUCGUCUUGCU
Selaginella moellendorffii is the source of this 999-nucleotide messenger RNA. RefSeq lists its product as uncharacterized. The transcript is spliced from 2 exons. Lineage: Eukaryota; Viridiplantae; Streptophyta; Lycopodiopsida; Selaginellales; Selaginellaceae. The record is from RefSeq and is a predicted model, not a curated record. Bases 1 to 885 code for a protein of 294 amino acids.